Molecule: messenger RNA, 795 nt
Organism: Penicillium cosmopolitanum
Lineage: Eukaryota; Fungi; Ascomycota; Eurotiomycetes; Eurotiales; Aspergillaceae
Product: H(+)-transporting V1 sector ATPase subunit D
Exons: 8
Coding region: 1-795 (264 amino acids)
Biological process (GO): vacuolar acidification
Cellular component (GO): fungal-type vacuole membrane; vacuolar proton-transporting V-type ATPase complex
Molecular function (GO): proton-transporting ATPase activity, rotational mechanism
Source: RefSeq, a predicted model, not a curated record
AUGUCGGGUGCCGUGGGCCGAGAACCAGUCUUUCCGACUCGCCAGUCACUGGGGUUGAUGAAAGCCAAGCUGAAGGGGGCGGAGGUAGGCCACAGCUUAUUGAAGCGGAAAAGUGAAGCAUUGACAAAGCGUUUCCGAGAGAUCACACGGCGCAUUGAUGAGGCCAAACAAAAGAUGGGACGGGUCAUGCAGAUUGCGGCCUUUUCCCUAGCUGAAGUCAGCUAUGCUGUCGGUGGAGAUAUCGGUUAUCAGAUCCAAGAAUCGGCCAAGCAAGCUCGCUUCCGUGUACGAGCGAAGAAUGAGAACGUCUCGGGUGUUUAUCUUCCUCAGUUCGAGAGCUACACAGAAGAAGGUGUCAAUGACUUCGGCCUGACUGGUCUUGGUAAGGGUGGUCAGCAGAUUCAACGCUGCCGAGAGACAUACGCGCGGGCCGUGGAGACACUGGUGGAGUUGGCCAGUCUGCAGACUGCCUUCUUGAUUCUUGAUGAGGUUAUUAAGGUCGUCAAUCGUCGAGUCAACGCCAUCGAGCACGUCAUCAUUCCUCGAACAGAGAAUACCAUCAAAUACAUCAACUCCGAACUUGACGAGCUCGACCGGGAAGAAUUCUACCGUUUAAAGAAGGUCUCGAACAAGAAACAGAGGGACAACGCCGCUGCAGAUGCGGAAAUUUUAGCUGCCAGAGAAAGGGCGGCCGAGAAGGCAGCGCAAAACGGCACGCCGCCAGUUGCAGAAGCCGAGGAACCUGGGGCGACUGAUGUUCUUGGUGAUCAGGAAGACAAUGAUGUUAUCUUCUAG